Molecule: messenger RNA, 2559 nt
Organism: Orbilia oligospora ATCC 24927
Lineage: Eukaryota; Fungi; Ascomycota; Orbiliomycetes; Orbiliales; Orbiliaceae
Exons: 4
Coding region: 1-2559 (852 amino acids)
Source: RefSeq, a predicted model, not a curated record
AUGUCUCUUCUAGACCAGGACAUUCCAUCCGCUGGACAUACUUGUUCACGAUGUAAUACGGUCUUUGGUCAUGGCAUGGCACGUGCUCGCCAUGUCCAUGAAAGAGACAGGGGUCUAUACAAUGAUGGCCCGAGGAAAGUAUCGGUUUUCAUAAAUCCAUCUAAAAGGCCAUACGUAACGCCAUUUCGUCGAGUCCAAACCCUGAAUCGACUAUUGGAGUAUCUUGGAACCUUGCCACACCCACAAAUUCGAGUCGUUACAGAUGCCAACCGCACAACACCACCGCUUCAAAUCUUCGAGCAGUUGUUAUUUUCGGGGCAAUGGCAGCUAGUCGACAGUUCGGGUUGCAUAAUCCGGCCAGAUGACUAUGAGGACCUUAUACACGAUGGCAUGGAAAUUACGAUUGACACUGUACCAGAGGGGCAACAGGAUGAGCCUACCUCCUUGCUACAACCUUUAGGUGUGAGUGGCGGGAAAUCGACUCGUAGUGGCAGGCCGCAGUUUGGCCGCGAUGAAGUUGCUGGUGACUUGUUAGACAUGCAAAUCAACGAACCGAUAGCUCGUCAGCGUCUGAAUUUCGAAACCAAACAGCAUUCAUAUACUCAAUCUCAAGCACCAGUUACGCAGUUCAAUGCGGCUAGUUCUUUCAGUUCUAUUUUUGGGGGGACUGCGGCCGUGGAUGAACUCGAAGGGGAAGAGAUUGUGAAUCCACAUAUACUUGCACCUACUUCGCACAAUUUGCCAUCGAAGCCUGCAUCAUGGUAUGGAGGUUCGAAAACUGGUGCCAUGAGCGCAUCGGCGGCAGAGUUCAAGCCCAGUGGUGACGUCAAACUUUCGACGGCCGCAUCAGAGUUCAAACCGAGUGGUCAGCUUCAGGUACCGACAUCAUCAAGUGAAGAUCCUCAUAUCACAUUACCCCAGGGCCAAGCAAAGAGAUCCAUGGCUAUACCAAUCGUGAAGCCUCCGUCGCCGGCAUUAGAUAUGAUUGCUGCGCCGAAGCCCGAUAUGCCAAUAACCUCAUCCGAUGAUGAAGAAGAUUAUGAUGACUGGGAUGGUAAAGUUGCUGUGAUCACGGAAUCGGAAAAGUCACCGGAUGAGGAGGAGGAGGAGGAGGUUGCCGUCCCCGAUACUACAGAAGAAUGGUCAAGCUAUAAAGACGAAUCAGAUAACCGUAAGGAUGAAUUAUCAAUAGACAUCGCUCAAACGAAAAGCCAGGAGCAUCAACUUUCUCCGCCAAUUGAGGAUAUUGAAAUAGCCUCUGUCUCAGAUACGAUCGUAGGAUCUGGACCGAGAUACGAAGAAUCGCAAAUCUAUAAUAAAGGGAGUCCUCAUGCUAGUGGAAGAAGUACCCCGACGCCAACCGAUGAUGGGAACCAACAUGUGAACAUGAGUUCUCCAUCAGACUCGGUCUCUCUCGAAGACCAGUCUGACAACGAAAGCAAUUUGUUGAAGAGCGAGAUUCUAGAACCUAAGCAUGAGGUGCCCGAGUCAUCCGAUACUACAGUUGCGCAAGAGGAGCAAAAUGCAACAACUGGUGGACAGGCAGAAGAAUCCGGAGAAGAUGACAAAGAAAAAAGCAUACAAGAAGCGGAAGAAAUGAGUGAUGAAUCAGCUCCGGCUAAGGCACAGUCUUCAGCUGAGAUGCUUGCGGUGCUGAUGUCAGGCGUGGAGUUUACACCAGCCGGCGAUACAGAGGCUCAGGGCGUCAGCAAUGACAACAUGUACAGGUGGGAAGAAGCGAAGGAGUUUCUACCAACUGAGGAGCCUGGCCAAAGUGAAAUUCCCAAUCCAACGACAGAAUCUUGGGAUACGACUACUUCGCCAGGGGGAGAUUUCCACGGGACUGGAUGGGGCGAUUGGUCUACAAACCAAACCUCUGCUGUGGAUUAUAACCAGUGGGACAACCGAGGACACGUCCGCAGAGACAGCGAGGGAGAUGCUGAAUGGGGCCCACCAAAACCUAAGGAACCGGAGCACAUCGACCCACCUAAACCAGCAAAAUCGGGAUGGGCUCAGGUAGCUGCAGCUGGCUUGCCGAGUCACCAAAGUCCCACAAACCCUAGCCCAUCCCCUGCCUUCGCGACCUCGCCAAGACCUGCCGAGACGCCCGCUGUGAAGAAACCAACUACUACCCCCAACUCCGCGGGCUCGCCAAUGACAUUCCCUCCAAGACCUGGCUCCUCGAACAAAAAUUCAGGUUCGCAGAUGAAUGGAAAGCAAAAGCGAGCCGCCGUUCCCUGCAAAUACAUGUACUUCGUCCCGCCGCAUAAUUGUUCGAUACCCAAUGCGACCAACAGCAACAAAAUAUCUCUCGUCCAAACAACUGCAAUUAGAAAACUCGCAGUGUUAUAUGCUAAACAUUUUAAGGAAACUCGUUUGGUGUCGCGUUACGAGGGUAACCAGAACCACAUCCUCGAGUUGAGCAUCUCAAGGUCAGAAAACGGACCCGUAACAAAGCAUAAGGUUGACCUGGAAUCUAAGCUUAUUGAGAAUGAUUUCGGUAAUGAGUUUUGGGUUUCCAUUAAUUAUCUGGGCCAAGGAAGCUUAAAAAGGGUCUGA